Molecule: messenger RNA, 6301 nt
Organism: Acinonyx jubatus (cheetah)
Lineage: Eukaryota; Metazoa; Chordata; Mammalia; Carnivora; Felidae
Gene: SENP7
Product: SUMO specific peptidase 7
Exons: 23
Coding region: 1526-4582 (1018 amino acids)
Biological process (GO): protein desumoylation
Cellular component (GO): cytoplasm; nucleus
Molecular function (GO): SUMO-specific endopeptidase activity
Source: RefSeq, a predicted model, not a curated record
ACAUAGUUUCGUGUCCCUUCGAAACAGCAUACCUGUAUCCCUUGGAUAAAUGCCUAGUAGUGCAAUUGCUGGGUCAUAGGGUAGCUCUAUUUUUAAUUUUUUGAGGAACCUUCAUACUGUUUUCCAGAGUGGCUGCACCAGCUUGCAUUCCCACCUAGUUUUUCUAUUUGCAUAUCCAUGUAUAACAAACACAUAUUUAAAUAUUAAAAAAUAGAAAACCACAGAAUACUGUUUUAUAAUUUGCUUUUUCUGCUUAACUAUAUAUUAUGAACAUCAUUUUCUGAAAUCAAAUUUAAAGUAUGGCUCAGGAGAUAUUUGUUGAGUACUUAACAUGUAUUGGACACUAUACUAGGCAUAAGUGCCAGGAAAACGGUAGCAAACAUUUUUAAUGGCUACAUUGUAUUCAGUUAUAUGGGUGUAUCACAGUUAAUUUAAUCAAUAUCGUAUUGUAUUUUUGAGUUUUGUUUGUUUGUUUGUUUUUUAAGUAAACUACGCCCAACAUGGGGCUCAAACUCAUGAUGCUGAGAUCAGGAGUCACAUGUUUUACUAACUGAGCUAGCCAGGCACCCCUUGAAUUGUUUUUAAUUAAAAAAAGAAAUUAUGAACAGUGCUGUAGUCGUUAUCCUUGUAGCUAAAUCUCUGGAACAUCAUUAUUUCCUAAAUUAUUCCUGGCCUUUUUUUUUUUUUUGGAUAUAUUUUUUUAAGUUUAUUUAUUUUGAGAGAGAGAGAGAGUAUGAGUAGGGGAGGGGUGGAGAGAGAGGGAAUCCCAAGCUUAUAGCGCAGAGACUGACUGAUGUGGGGCUCCAACUCACAAACUGUGAGACAUGACCUGAGUGAAGCCAAGAGUCGGACACUUAACUGACUGAGCCACUCAGGUGCCACUGGCCUUUUAAUAGCUGAAUGUAGGUUAAUUCAAGGCUGUUCACCCUCUCGCUCCCUGGUUUUUUUUUUUUUUUCAAGUUUAUAUAUUUAUUUUGAGAGAGAAAGAGAGAGGGAGGGAGAGAGAGAGAGAGAAAAAGAGAAAACACAUGGAGGGAGGAGCAGAGAGAUUGGCAGAGAGAGAAUUCCAAGCAGUCUCCUUUCAGUGCGGGCUGGAACUUACCAUGAGAUCAUGACCUGAGCUGAGAUCAAGAGUCAUAUGCUUAAUCUUAAUUGACUGAGCCACCCAGGUGCCCCAAAGCUGAUAUCUUGGCAUAUGUGAAGUAAGAGUGUGAAUACCUUGAAUUCUGCUAAUGGGGAGAUCCAUAGUUUUUGGAUUUACGUAUGAGGAAGUUGCUAUUCUAGUUUGAAUAUUGAAAAAUGAGAGUUUAAAAAAUUAUUUAUUUAUUUAUUUUGAGAGGGUGGGGAUGGGGAGACAGAGAGUGAGAGGGAGAGAGAAUUCUAAGCAGGCUCUGCACUUCAGAGGGCUGAAUCUCAUGAACCAUGAGAUCAUGACCUGAGCAGAGAUCAAGAGUCCGACACUUAAUCAACUGAUCCAUCCAAGCACCCUGAAAAAUAAGACUUUUAUUCUUCCUUGAUAACAAAGAUGUUAAGUGCAAAAUCAGAGGAUGUUCGUGUUCAGUCAUCACUGUCCAAACUCAGAAGCUCAGAACGCUGGGAUCUCCCUUUGCAGGGGUGGAAAAGAAGCCUAAGAAAUAAGGUCCUCUCUCUAGACCAUAAAAGUAGAAAAAGUGUUCGUGGGCGUCCUGUCACCUCUAAGACAUCACCAGAAAGGCAACUCAAAGUUGUGUUGACGAAUGUCCUAUGGACGGAUUUAGGACGAAAAUUCAGAAAGAUCCUACCUAGAAACGAUGCUAAUUUGUGUGAUGCCAACAAGGUGCAAUCAGACUCAUUGCCUUCGACAUCUGUUGACAGCCUAGAGACAUGUCAAAAAUUAGAACCUCUUCACCAAAGCCUUAAUUUAUCUAAAAGGAUACCCAGAGUUAUAUUGACGAAUGUCCUGGGAACGGAGUUAGGAAGAAAAUACAUAAAGACCUCAUCUGUAACUGAGGCCAGUUUGGGUGAUACAGACAACUUGCAAUCAGAGCAGCUUUCUUCAUCAUCUGAUGGCAGCCUAGAGUCUUGUCAAAAUCUAAAUCCUCACAAGAGCUCCUUUUUAUCUGAAAGGGAUUCACAACCAAGUAAGACUGUAGAUAAUAAUUAUGCAAAGCAAGCCUCACACACUAAAGAAAAGCAAAGAGAUGAUGAUGGCAUUUCUCUUGUAAUGUCUGAUGCUCAACCUAAAGACCUCAGUAGUGGAAGUAGAGGUUGUGAUCAUCUUGAAGAGGGGAGCAAAAAUAAGGAUGAUACAUUUUCUGAUUCAAAAAUGGAACCCACUCUGACUUCCAGGAAGAGAAAGAAAAGGCUUAGAAGUAAUUUACCUGAUUCUCAUAAUUCUACUUCUUCUUUGUAUGAGUCAGCAGAACAGAUAAUAAAACAAGAAAAUGACUCCACAGUAUCUGCCGAGUUUAAAAAGUCAAGUGAAAACUAUCAUCAAGACUCAAAAGUGCUUGAGGAAAUUACACCUGAACCUAUAGAAAGUGAUUUUGCUAAACUAUCCUCACUUGAUAGUCAGGAGUUGGCUUUGAGUGCUGCUCCCAAAAGUACCUCUGACUCUUCAGCCACCGAAACUUUUGAGAGCUCUAGUUCCACUGAUUCCAUGGGGAAUUCUACCCUGGUUGAGAAGAAUGAGAGUGAGUUGAAUGUAAUAGAAAAGCCUGCUUUAAGUGAACACAGUGAAGGGAGCCAGUCUUUGGUAUCCGUUGAACCAAUUGUUGUUUCCAGUGAUGAGGAGGGACCUGUUGAACAUAAAAGUUCAGAAAUUCUUAAGUUACAACCUAAGCAAGACCAUGUCAUCACUAAUGACAAUGAGAGUACUUCUGAAGCAGCAUUGUCAGAACCAUUGAUGACAUGUGAAUCUGUACAGGCUUCAUCUGAAUUAUGUCCAUAUAAUCCUGUCAUGGAAAACAUUUCCUGUAUUUUACCUAGUAAUGACAUGGAUCUACAACUGGAUUUUAUAUUUACUUCUGUUUAUAUUGGUAAAAUAAAAGGAGCUUCUAAAGGUUGCGUUACAUUCACGACAAAGUAUGUUAAGAUCCCAUUUCAAGUCUCCCUGAAUGAGGUUUCAUUGCUAGUGGAUACCACACAUUUAAAGAGGUUUGGGUUAUGGAAAAAUAAGGAUGAUGAUCACAGUAAAAGGAAUCAAGCUAUCCUUUUCCUUUGGGUCUCUGCAAAUUAUCUUCAAGAGAUUCAGACCCAACUAGAAAACUCCGUAUUAAGCCAGCACUCAAAAUCCAGUGAAUUCAUUUUUCUUGAGCUAUACAAUCCUAUUUCGCAAAGAGAAGAAUUGAAAUUAAAAGAUAUUAUGACAGAAAUAAGUACAACCAGUGGAGAAUUGGAACUUUCUUAUCCAUUGUCUUGGUUUCAGGCACUUCCUUUAUUUCAGAACCUCUCUUCAAAAGAAAGUUCUUUUGUUCAUUAUUAUUGUGCUUCGACUUAUUCUUUUCCCGCUGUUGCUGCUGAAGAAAUGAAGAUGAAAUCAGUAUCUCAGCCUUCUAAUAUGGAUAGAGCCAAGCCUACUUACACCUUCCUACAGAAGCAAAGUAGUGGUUGCUACUCACUUUCUAUUACAUCUAAUCCAGAUGAAGAAUGGCGAGAAGUCAGGCACACGGGACCUGUUCAGAAGUUGAUUGUAUAUCCUCCACCACCUACUAAAGGGGGAUUAGGAGUAACUAAUGAAGAUCUGGAAUGCUUAGAAGAAGGAGAGUUUCUUAAUGAUGUAAUCAUUGAUUUCUAUCUUAAAUAUCUUAUAUUGGAGAAGGCAUCAGAUGAACUUGUUGAACGAAGUCAUAUUUUUAGUAGCUUUUUCUAUAAAUGCUUGACAAGAAAAGAAAAUAAUUUGACUGAAGAUAAUCCAAAUCUUUCAAUGGCACAGAGGAGACAUAAAAGAGUAAGAACAUGGACUCGUCACAUAAACAUCUUUAACAAAGAUUACAUCUUUGUGCCUGUAAAUGAGUCAUCUCAUUGGUAUCUUGCUGUCAUUUGUUUUCCAUGGUUAGAAGAAGCUGUAUAUGAAGAUUUUCCACAAACUGUAUCCCAGCACUCACAGGCUCAGCCAUCUCAACAUGACAACAAAAUAAUAGAUAACGAUGUACAUACUACUUCGACACUGUCCUUGGGCACAGAGGAUUCCCAAAGUACCGAGACAAAUAUAUCAGUACCAGUACCAAAGAAAAUGUGUAAAAGGCCAUGCAUUCUCAUACUAGAUUCCUUGAAAGCUGCUUCUAUACAAAACACAGUUCAGAAUUUACGAGAGUAUUUAGAAGUAGAGUGGGAAGUUAAACGAAAAACUCAUCGUGAAUUCAGCAAAACAAACAUGGUGGACCUAUGCCCUAAAGUUCCUAAACAAGAUAAUAGCAGUGAUUGUGGAGUAUAUUUACUGCAGUAUGUGGAGAGCUUCUUUAAGGAUCCUAUUGUUAAUUUUGAACUUCCAAUUCAUUUGGAGAAAUGGUUUCCUCGUCAUGUAAUAAAGACCAAACGGGAAGAUAUUCGAGAGCUCAUUUUGAAACUUCAUUUACAGCAACAGAAGGGCUGCAGUAGCUAGUUAAUCUGUACAAACAUGACACAGAUGUCCUAUAAGAUUACUGGAAAGCUGCUUACCAGCAUUUGUGUUAGUCAGCUCACAGAGAAGAAAAUAACUUGUGGUAGUUUUAUAAGUCAUUGAACAUUAUUUAAAAUAAAUAAGGUAUAUUAUUAGAUUGUUGGGAUCUGGUAGAUGUAGUGGAAAAUGGGGGUGAUAUAGAGACACUUAUUAGAAAUUAAACUUUCAUAAAUAUUUGAUAUUUUUCUGAUCAAAUUUGCUUCUGAUUAUGCAAUAGCAUAUGUAAAUGUGGGAAUGUUUUUGUAGAUAAUAAAACCAAGUGAUCUGUACUUCCAUAUAACUGGGAGUUGAGGGGAGUUAGGUCCUCCCUGGUGCCAGCCCCAGUGCUUGUCACAUUUGUUGACAAGUCACAUUAUAUUGUAAUACUAUUCUUUGCGGCUCAAGCAUGCAAUAUGAAUACUAUGUAUUUUUUUAAAGAAGAAUUUAGUAUUAAGGCUUCAGAAAAUGCCAUUUACGGCAUCCUUUCUGUAUAGUGUAAAAGAAGACAUGAUGUUAGGAAGAUGAUUGAAAUUGACUCUUUCAAAGCGCAGCUUAUUUUUCUCAGUUGCUAAAUGGAAUUGUUACUCUGCUGUGAUUGUUACAUGUUUUCUUUUUCUUUUGAUGUCAUAUAUGGGGAUCUGGGAAAUUAGUUCAUUCAUUCAGAAUGAAAUUUGGAACAAAAAAAAUUUAGCUACCCAAAAUAGGUUUUUACAAUGACAUAUGUAGCUCAACAUAGUUCUUUGAGGUAAUAGCUAUAUCAAUAUUGACUUCUAUCCUAUUCUGAUAUCCUAGAAUAUACGUACCCACUUUCUGUAAGUAUCAAAGAUAAAAUUGAUGUCCUCAUAACUUUAAUUAAAGAAUACCCUCAAAAUCUUAUUUAUUAAUUGUUAGAACUAAAUACAUAAUUUUAUAGCUCUGUUUACCCAGUAUUUAUCUGCAAAGUCAGAUUGCUCAAAUUGCUUUUAUAUUUUUAAAUUGUAGUUUUUAGAGACCUAUGAUCCCUAUGAAGCAUAAGUUUUUAUUAAAUGUUUAGGGAACAGUUUUGAAUUCAUGUGAUGAUGGUGGUAUUAUAUGUGAUUAAACACUUUACAACCUUUUAAUGUUAUCAGGAAAAUUUUGAGGGGACAAUUAUAUUGUAUUUUCUCAGAUUGAAAAACCAUGUUUUUUAAGAAUAUUAUUUUAAUCUUCUGUUUUAAGUAUCUCUUGGAUUUAUAUUGUUAACUGUAUAUAAGGCAGUGAAGCAAAGGCAAUUUAAGAUGAAGCUAAAAAUUGGAACAUUUUAUUUCAAAAUCAUGUGAAUUUGAAGUUGUCAAUUAAGCCUCAGUAUUUUUGAAUUUUUGUUAAUCUUGUCACCAUCUUUAUAUUGUUAAAGAUAUUUGUCUUUUGGGGAUUUCUCAGAAAGAUGAUUAUAAUUACAUGAUUCUAUUCCCAGUAUGUGUGUGUAUGGGAGGGGAUUUUUUUAAAAUGACUAUUAAUUAUUUUGUACAUCUAACUUUGGGAAAGCAAGUAUGUAAUACAUCUUCAUAUGACUUCUUAACUUUUGUGUUUGUAUGUUUUUCAAAGGUACCACUGUCCUUUAUCAUGUUUUGAAGAUUGUUUAAAAUUCAUUUUCCUAAAUUCAUGUGGAAAUAAUGUGUUGAGAAUAUCAACAUUUUAUAUUAAACAUGUUUCCAAUUCAUCAAA